AAUUGGUCUUGAUAUUAAUGAAUCCGCACUCAACCCCAUGCUGCUAUGAUCUGAUCUGAUUUGUGCUCACGUCUUCAAGGGCUCAUUGAUAUUUGACAGGCAAAGCGACAUGCGUGAAUCCAUAUGGCCUUUUGAUCUUCUUGGCGGUUCUUCAUACAGCGUCAGGUACAAGAUUCGCUUUGGCUCUCUCCAUCAGCAAUAGAUGAUAAAAUAUGGACCAGAAUCUAACCACGCCGCUCCCAGAUCAGUGAGAUAGAGAGAUGGCGCAGCUACCCGGUAACCCCUUCCUUCAAUAAGCUCCCCCGCGAGAGCUUCGAGAUGAGAUACAUCGAGGAAGCAGGACGUGUCCUGGGAUAUGUUUCGAGAACAUCGCAGCAAAUGCAAGCAAUGCAUGUCAUCAGUAGAAGGCAACAAUGUCGGCACUGCUUCUUCUCUCGAUAGCAUUCGAGAUGGCGCCAGCCUCAGCACUCUCCCGCUCAAGGUCUUCGAACCUAUCUUCGAUAUUUCCGAAGAGGGUGAUGAUGAGGCUGCGUCCGUCCGCGAUUACGACUACGACCACUUUUGGUCCACACAAGAAGUGCAGGACCUGCGUAGUAUGCCGAAGUUGCAAGAGAAUAACAUUGGUUCCAGCAGAAGGACGAAGACCGGCGGAAGUUGCCAAAUGGUCGGAGGAUAGUAAUAAACUGGAGGACUUCAUCAACUCCUUCCUUCGUCAAAGGGGCACAAGCGGUAUCGAUUCACGCCGUGAGCUAUGCACACUGGACAGGUUAUCGUUUCCGGUUCAUUUGUGGGAGGAAUUGGUCGAGUUUAUUGCCUCGACACCCGGAGGAUGUGCUGGAUGCGGUCGCAUAAUAUGUGGCGACAAGAAAGCGACCCACCACGACUAAUCACAACCGACGCGCAAGACAUUGAGCGCGCGAGGCAGGAAAAUCAUGGGAUUCGGUGUGCUGAUCUCGGCCAUCAACAGCCUUUGGACAACUGGACAAAGAACCAUGCGCACAUGACUAGGUGGUGUCUCAUCGGCCUCGGAUUCGCUGAUUGAACUGCUCAUUGUACGCAUAGGUGAGCGCAUUUGCGAACCCGACGAGUUGUGUCGAAGCUUGGAGGGCUCUCAGCCAGAUGGGCGAUGGCCCAAAUGCUUCAUAAAUGCGGUUCGUGAUGCCGGGAAUCCACAGAAUAAUAUAACAAAUUGGAUAUCCAUUGAGGAGCAGCAUCUUUCGCACAGCUUGCUUUCUAGCCCGAGCCCGAGCUUGAUUAGCACUCGCGACAACCGUGAUCUGCCCAUUUCGAGUGCCAUCCUCGCGCUCUGCGAGCCCAAUAGGCCAUGCGGGUGACUCUGCGCUGCUCGCGUCGCCCUUUUCGGAGAUGGUCGGGAACGGAGCCAGUGGCUGCUCAUCGGCGUGGUGGGAGUGGUAAGUCGUGAUCGAAGACCUCACACGAAUGUGCCGUUUUGGCGCAUCUGAGGCCGGAGGGAGGUCAGAGAGGGCGGUGAGAUUGUCGUCCGUGUCGGCGGUUCCAGUCGCGGUGCUAAUCGCAAGCUUGCCAUAUGUGCGCAUGAGGUGGAUGUAUAUAUACGUGUAGAUCGCGAUGGUGGCUGCAAAUAUGCUAAUGCGCCAUGCAUGCGU
Molecule: messenger RNA, 1625 nt
Organism: Pseudocercospora fijiensis CIRAD86
Lineage: Eukaryota; Fungi; Ascomycota; Dothideomycetes; Mycosphaerellales; Mycosphaerellaceae
Exons: 1
Coding region: 414-887 (157 amino acids)
Source: RefSeq, a predicted model, not a curated record